Thelazia callipaeda (thelaziosis nematode) is the source of this 1110-nucleotide messenger RNA. The record is from the annotation of a GenBank genome assembly. NCBI's taxonomy places the organism in Eukaryota, Metazoa, Nematoda, Chromadorea, Rhabditida, Thelaziidae.
AUGCCUGUAAUACCCCAGACGAGCGCUAUCAGUGCACGCACACCUCUUAGUACAGAAAACAACGGUCAGAUACCUCAGCAGUCGGAAUGUUUAAAAAAAUUAGAUGUGCUCAAUUCGUCAAAUGGAAAAGGUCGGCUGGGAUCACAACUGUGGAGUGAAGAAGACUUCUCACAAGUUUAUCAAAUUUUUAUUCAUGAAAUUCUUGGUUCUGGACAAUUCGGAGUUGUAGUUUGCAACUUUUAUAUUAAAGAUUUAGGAAUUCAUCGCAAAACAGGAAAACAAGUCGCGAUUAAAUUAAUCAAUAAAUUGAAGUUUUCAAGCAGCAAAGAAGAGGCGCUUCGAACGGAAGUGGAUAUUUUGAAAAAAGUGGAACACCCAGGUGUGGUGGCUUUCCAAGAAAUGAUAGAAACCACGGAUCGGAUAUUUGUUGUGAUGGAAAAACUCAAGAGUGACAUGCUGGAUAUGAUUUUGUCCAGCGAAAAGGGAAGAUUAUCUGAGCGUAUUUCGAGUUUCCUUGUUUACCAAAUACUUGUUGCUUUACGUUAUCUUCAUAAUUUGAAUAUAGUGCACUGCGAUUUGAAGCCAGAAAAUAUUUUACUAACUUCGGAUUCAGAUUUUCCUCAGGUGAAACUUUGUGAUUUUGGAUUUGCUCGCAUAAUUGGAGAACGAGGAUUUAGGAGAUCUCUUGUGGGUACGCCUGCUUAUUUAGCGCCGGAAGUGCUAUGUAAUAAAUUCUUCAAUCGGUCGCUGGAUAUGUGGUCUGUAGGCGUUAUCGUCUAUGUUAGUCUUUCUGGCACAUUCCCAUUUAACGAAGACGAAGAUAUCAGUGAUCAAAUUCGAAAUGUGGAUUUCAUGUAUCCCUCGAAUCCGUGGUGUGAAGUGACUGCUGUAGCAAUUGAUUUCAUUAACAGUCUGCUGCAAGUUCAGAUGAACAAACGAUUAAAUGUAUUGAAAGCUUUAAGUCAUAACUGGCUUCAGAAUUAUCAGCUUUGGUCAGAUUUACGAGGCUUGGAAAAAGAAAUCGGUCAGCGAUUUUUAACUCACGAAUCAGAUGACGCUCGAUGGGCUAAUCACGAGAAUGAACAUAGCUUGAAACCAGUUCAUUGCUGA